Molecule: messenger RNA, 2159 nt
Organism: Anastrepha obliqua
Lineage: Eukaryota; Metazoa; Arthropoda; Insecta; Diptera; Tephritidae
Product: transcription factor grauzone-like
Exons: 6
Coding region: 247-1968 (573 amino acids)
Cellular component (GO): nucleus
Molecular function (GO): zinc ion binding; DNA-binding transcription factor activity
Source: RefSeq, a predicted model, not a curated record
UGAUUGUAAAUUUUGCAGGUAAUCGCCAUAUGGGAGCGGGUAGAUUAAUUUUGUGGAUUUAUUGGUAAUUACUGCAUAUGCGAAUGGUCUUUACGAUCUGUUGCGCCUUUAAAUUGAAAAUAAUCGAGUACAAUAAUCAAUAGAAUAUUCGCUCAUCUCUAAUUGUGUUUAAGUUUCUUUGAACUGUGCCGUAUUGUUGAUAUUAAAAGCUUGUAUACGUUUUGCAAAACACAAAACUUUUUUAAUAUGUUAUGUAGGCUUUGCAUAAAAUACAGCGAUGGUUUUCUAAAUAUGUUUGACAGGAAUGGUGUGGGGCUAGGAAUUGCCGAUAUACUCGGCCGUCACUUCUGGUUCAAGCCGCAUCCAGAUGAUCAUAUGUCGGCGGUAAUUUGUUCCACCUGCUGGUUGAAAGUGAACGACUUCCAUCAAUUCUAUGUAACAGUGGAGCAGACUCAUUCUACCCUCAGUAAUGAUGUCGUGAAGAAAGAGUCUUUCACUGAAUUAAUGGACAAUGAAUUUAUUGACACCGAUUUGAGUAUUAAAGAAGAGUUUGCCGAAGUACCUUGCUUAUUAAGUACGGAAACAACGGGCAUUGAAAGUGAACAGCUAAAUCCAUUUUGUGAGUUGGAUUCUAAUAAAAUAGUGGACAACGAAUUUCAUGCACAAAAUGAAGAUGAAGACUCGAAAAUUGAAUACAAUGUGCCAGGUAAAACUUUGUUUAUUAGAUAUGGAAACUUUUAUGGACUAGAUUCUAAUAAAAUAGUGAGCAACAAAAUCUAUGAAGAUAGCUCAGAAUCGAAUGGUGAAGACACAAAGACGGAAGACAACGCCGGAGACCUACCUUUGUCAAGUUGUACGUUGCGUAAGAAACGUAAAUGUGUAACUCGAAAAUUGGCAGCUUCUAGAAGAGUUGGUCGUAAUAAAUCAAGAAAAGGUCAAAAAAUUGUGUCAGCAAAGGAAGUUGAUCAUGCUGAAGAAACGAAAGAAAAAUAUAGCGUAAAGACAUCUCGUGAGGAUGAUGAAAUGGUGAAAAAAUAUAUACAAAUGAGUUGUGAACUUUGUACUUUUAUCAGCGAGGACUAUACGUCAAUAAGAAAACAUUUUCUAAUACAGCAUCCUAAUAUUAACUCAUACGUGCGCUGUUGCAAUAAGAAACUAUUUCGCCGACUUGAAAUUGUUCAACAUGCCUAUAAGCAUCAUGACCCCGAAUUCUUUAAGUGCAAAGCUUGCCAGAAACUUUUUUCCGAUGGGGCAACACUAUCACGCCACAUGAUUGCCGCUCAUGCACCGGAAGAAGAAUUGAAAUUUCACUGCGACCAAUGUCCCAAAAGAUUCUCACGACAAAAGAGGCUUGAACUCCAUAGGAACUCGCAUGUACCGAAGAAUGAGCGAACAUUCAUAUGUGACCAAUGUCCCGACAGCCGCUUCGCUAGCAAUGAUUUAUUGAAAAUUCACAUUUGCAUGCGCCAUCGACGUGCAGUGAACGUUUGUCAUGUGUGUGCUAAAGAGAUACGGGAUAAGGCUACAUUUGAAAAACAUGUACGUUUACAUUUCGUACAUGGGCCAAAGGUUAAAUGUACAAUAGAAGGUUGCGAUCGUUGGUUUAAGGAUGAAGAUAACGUUCGACGACAUAUACGAAGAUUACAUACCAAAGAGGAGAAAGCAGUACAGUGUGAUAUAUGCGGACGGGAAAGUAAGAAUAAGAGUGCAUUAAGUAAACACAAACGCCGAGUUCACUCCAACAUCGUGUUCACCUGCGAAGAAUGUAAAAAAACCUUUACGCGUGCGAUUUACUUACGGGAACACAUGACGCAGCAUACUGGUGAAAUCCUCUACAAAUGUCCAUUUUGUACACGCACAUUCAAUUCCAAUGCAAAUUUGCACUCUCACAAGAAGAAGAUGCAUCCCAUUGAAUUGGACAAUUGGCGAAAAACAAAUAAUGGAAGUUCACAACAGUUUAUUGAGUAGCAAGAAAAUUUACAAAACCUGAUUGCUCCAACUAUCCAGUGAUAAGUAUUUGCCAUGUUCAGCUAAAAUAUACAGACCUAAACUAAAAGGGUAAAAUUAUGUGUAUUAGAAAUUGUAGACUAAUUUAUUUGUAUCCGAGUAGCAGAAUUAAGUUUAAUCUAUGUAAAUCCUUUUUCAUACCAUUUAAUAUA